AUGUUUAAUCAAGAAGAAGUCAUAAUAAGUCAGUUGGCGUGCUUGAGAAAGAAGGAAGAUCGCAACUAUCGAGGACUUUGGUUUUAUCUUUUGAUACUAGGUAUCUCGAAGUGUACUCUUUCUUCCUCAAUUUGGGGUAAUACAGUGCCGUUUCAAGGUGAACCAAAUACGCGAAAGAAAUGA
Messenger RNA from Sclerotinia sclerotiorum 1980 UF-70, 183 nucleotides. RefSeq lists its product with no specific name. Bases 1 to 183 code for a protein of 60 amino acids. The transcript is spliced from 2 exons. NCBI's taxonomy places the organism in Eukaryota, Fungi, Ascomycota, Leotiomycetes, Helotiales, Sclerotiniaceae. The record is from RefSeq and is a predicted model, not a curated record.